This is a messenger RNA of Neltuma alba, 1992 nucleotides long. RefSeq names its product triose phosphate/phosphate translocator, chloroplastic-like. Gene Ontology annotation, cellular component: membrane. Gene Ontology annotation, molecular function: transmembrane transporter activity. The coding region runs from base 494 to 1780 and encodes 428 amino acids. The transcript is spliced from 12 exons. The record is from RefSeq and is a predicted model, not a curated record. NCBI's taxonomy places the organism in Eukaryota, Viridiplantae, Streptophyta, Magnoliopsida, Fabales, Fabaceae. Gene Ontology annotation, biological process: transmembrane transport.
UACCACUUUCCUGAAAAAGCAAAUUAUUUUUGCAUAUUCCAUACAGUUGCAUAUAUGUGCAAUAUUCCUUUCUCUAUCAAACAAGCAAAUUGCUUUCUUAAAUGCAGGAUUUGUCUCUCUCAUCCCUUUCGCCAUUGAUGGUUAUGAACCCCUGAUCUCUUAUUUAACGCAUAAAUUUUAAAUUAUGCAGCCUCGAACUCUCAAAUGCUUAGCUUUUGCCGAGUUAAAACUUCUCCAGACUCUGUUCUGACUAUAUGAAGUUUGCUUCCUUUGAGAAUCAGAACACUCUGCUCUGCCUUUCUCAAAUUCUCACUGUUUGCCAUUCCUUUUUCCUUAUGUUGAUGAGAAAUCUCAUUUUGGGUUGGCGUGUCUCCUCAAAAGAUAUUCCUUUUGCCGGCAAAUAAUUAAUUUUCAGAUCCUUUGAUAUCUAUAUUCCCCGCCGUCCGGAAUCAAAUAGUGUUUUCUUUGAAUUGUUUCGUUUCCUGAGAUAAGAAUGGCCUCUGCAAGUAACCCAGUCCACUUUUCAGUUCAAAGACCUCGAGUUUCAUCGCUUUAUUUGCUAACUAGAAGAAUUUCGAUCAGCCAUGGUUUGUUUAAAGCUCGUUCGCUUGAGCCUAAGGACUCAAGUUUGGCGUUUUCGCCAUUGUCGGAGAAUGGGAAGCAUCUGGGAAUUGUGCAUUCUGUGAGGCCGUUGGGGUUGGACAUGUUUGGUUGGAAUCAGCAUCUGAAACGACGACGUUUGGAUGAAUUUCCUGCUGUUGCUGCGGCAGCUGCAGAUGCUGAUGGUGAUGAAAUCAACAUCUCUGAUGGGACUGUUAAGGCUACGAAGAGUUUUGGUGAGAGAUUUCCUGCGUUGGUUACUGGUUUCUUUUUCUUUAUGUGGUACUUUCUAAACGUGAUUUUCAACAUACUCAACAAGAAAGUUUACAAUUACUUCCCGUAUCCCUACUUUGUUUCUGUUGUGCAUCUCCUUGUUGGUGUGGGAUAUUGCCUUGUUUCCUGGUCUGUAGGCCUACCAAAACGUGCACCUAUUGACAAGGAGCUCUUGGCAUUAUUGACUCCAGUUGCAUUUUGUCAUGCCCUUGGUCAUGUCAUGUCCAAUGUAUCAUUUGCAGCCGUUGCUGUGUCUUUUACCCACACCAUAAAAGCUCUGGAGCCCUUCUUCAACGCUGCAGCUUCCCAGUUUGUCUUGGGCCAUCAGAUUCCAUUGUCUCUGUGGCUAUCCUUGGCCCCGGUUGUUAUUGGUGUGUCAAUGGCAUCACUCACUGAACUGUCCUUCAACUGGACUGGGUUCAUAAGUGCGAUGGUUUCAAAUAUAGCGUUCACUUACAGAAGUAUAUAUUCAAAGAAAGCUAUGACAGGAAUGGACAGCACAAACGUAUAUGCCUAUAUCUCUAUCAUUGCCCUCUUCUUUUGCAUUCCCCCAGCAAUCUUCAUUGAGGGUCCUCAACUUAUGGAAUAUGGUUUUAGAAAUGCUAUUGCAAAAGUAGGCCUCUUCAAGUUUUUGUCUGACCUGUUUUGGAUUGGAAUGUUUUACCAUCUAUACAAUCAGCUGGCUACUAAUACUUUGGAACGUGUUGCACCAUUGACACAUGCUGUUGGAAAUGUAUUGAAGCGAGUUUUUGUCAUCGGGUUCUCUAUAGUGGUUUUUGGCAACAAGAUAUCCACCCAAACUGGCAUCGGCACUGUGAUAGCAAUAGCAGGCGUUGCCAUCUAUUCUCUGAUCAAGGCAAACAUGGAAGAGCAAAAACGGAAGGCUGCUGCAGCUGUUUCAUCAUAAGGCUCGACCAUGUUACGUCAAUGCAAUGGCAGACGCAAGUCAUGUGAAUUGUAUUAUAUACGGAGGCGUAUCAAUAUUAUGCAUAGAACUAAUGCUUCAGACUAGCCAAGCUUUUGAUGUUGAAUAGUGCCAUGAAAAUAAAACCCCUUAAGAAGAACAUUGGAUUAUGGAGCAUAUCCAUUAAGAAAUAUGGGUUUGCAUUUUACUUCUUC